This is a messenger RNA of Adineta steineri, 486 nucleotides long. The record is from the annotation of a GenBank genome assembly. NCBI's taxonomy places the organism in Eukaryota, Metazoa, Rotifera, Eurotatoria, Adinetida, Adinetidae.
AUGGACACAUUAUUUGUUUCGACAGCAUCGAAAAGUACUUCUUCACUAGAUGCAUUAUUUAAUUUGGAAGAACACGUUUUAUUGUCGAUCGUAGUACUUUCUGCACAGGCCAUGAGUAUGAACGAAUGGAAUGAAUCGAUAUGGUCGAGAAUAUUUGUGUAUAUUAUACCACCUUAUUGCAUUACAUCAUGCGAUAAAGCACAUGGUUAUUUCACACAUUACCUAUCUCGAUGUAUAGUUGGUGUUGAAGUCUUGAAUGAAUUGAAUUGUGUUAAAUCAUUGAUUGAAAGUAAAGAACAAAUGAAAAAAGAUCAUAAUGAAAAAGAAUAUUCAAAUAUUGAUUUUAUUCAAUCAAUAACUUAUGCUUUACUUGUUGAAGCUGAUGAAAUUAAACAAAAUUUUCUUCUUGCUGAUCAAGUAAUGUGUUAUAUUCUUGAACAAUUAAUUUCCUUAAUAUUAAAAAUGCAUCUCAAUGUAAUUCAUUAA